Molecule: messenger RNA, 1923 nt
Organism: Musca vetustissima
Lineage: Eukaryota; Metazoa; Arthropoda; Insecta; Diptera; Muscidae
Exons: 2
Coding region: 1-1923 (640 amino acids)
Source: RefSeq, a predicted model, not a curated record
AUGAAUUUCCAACUUGUAGUAACAUUCCUCAUCGCCUUGCGGAUACAAACAAGUAAAUCCUUUAAGGGAAUUUUGAAAGUUCCGCAAAAGGAUAAUAAUCUCACAUUGGAGGAAAUAAAUACCUGGCUAAAGAAACCCAUAAAUGAGAUACCCUAUUUGAAUGUAAUGUUACGAGCAGAGAAUUAUAAAAAGGACAUGGAUAACAUUUACAUACACUGGUAUCUGACUCAGACACAAAUAGCCUAUGCAUUAAAUACCUACAGCCUAGAGGACCAUCAAAAAUCCCAUCACCCUGAAAUUGAAAAAACCUCGGAAAACUCUCACAUCGACUAUGUGAUUGCGACCAAUUUCAAGGAUUUCCAUCGAACAUCCUUGUAUUUUGCCCAACAUGCUGGAAUCUAUUUCUUUAUUAUUUUGGAUAAAUACGAUCUGAAGGAACUUCGUGAAGUUUCCCAUAUGUUAUGGAGGAAAUAUCAAAUCUAUAAAAGUUUCCUGCUAACCAAUGGCGGAAUAUUUAUAUACGAUCCUUUUGCUUGGAAUACUGAUGUGGGAGAUUAUGGUACAAUUAUGCGAUACAGGGGUGAACAAUCUUUGGAACGUACUAUAUUUUAUAAUAUGCGUGGUUAUCCAUUACGUGUUCAACUUUUUCGAUCGGUCUAUUCGAAACCAAUGUUAGAUCCUGAAACGCAGAAAGUCAGCCAUGUCUAUGGUGUGGAUGGUAGAGUAUCGGAAAUAUUACAUGAGAAAUUGAAUUUUACAAUGGAUCUAUUGGAUCCCGAUCCACAUUAUUUCGGUGAACGACAACCGGAUGGAUCCUACAAUGGUGCCAUUGGUUCCAUAAUCGACAACAAAUUGGAUUUAUGCCUGACGGGAUUCUUUGUGAAGGACUAUAUGGUACCGGAAAUGGAAUUCUCCGUGGCAGUUUAUGAUGAUAUGUUAUGUAUCUACACCCCGAAAGCCGAACAAAUACCCGAAUCAAUAUUACCCAUACUCUCGGUGGGUUAUGAUUUAUGGUUGGUCUUCAUUAUCUCAGCAUUCGUUUGUGGAUUUAUUUGGGUUUUGUUGCGUUAUCUAAAUUUACGCCUAAAGCUAUGGCCAAAACGCCAGUCACAACUUAUAAUCAAUGGACGGAAUUUAGAUAAACCCUAUAAAUGGCAAGUGAUACGAAUAUUCAUAGAUACCUGGGUGGUAUGGGUAAGGGUAAAUCUGAAUCGUUAUCCACCAUUUAAUUCGGAAAGGAUAUUCAUUGCCUCGCUGUGUUUGGUCAGUGUUAUCUUCGGUGCAAUUUUUGAAUCCAGUUUGGCCACUGUCUAUAUCCAUCCUUUAUACUAUAGCGAUAUCUAUACCAUGGAGGAUUUGGAUAAAAGCGGAUUAUAUGUCAUCUACAAAUACACCUCGAUGGGUGAUGAUUUAUUUUUCAGCGAAACUUCUCCACUGUUUGCCAGUCUCAAUAAGAAGCUGAAACAUUUGAAGGAUCUGAAUGCGGAUAUUUUACAAGAUGUUGUCGAUAAUGGUGGUAAGGCGGGAGUGACACGUUAUACCACUUUGAUUUUGGAAUAUCUUAGCUAUAUACGCAAUCAGCAGAUAUGGAUUGUACCGGAAUGUCCAAAAUAUUACACCAUCUCUUAUGUUUGGCAUAAAAAUGCACCCUGGGAGGAGACCGUCAAUCAGCUGCUGUUGAGAAUGCAAUCGGCGGGACUGUUUAAUAAAUUUAUUAACGAUAUGCAAACGGAUGUCGAUAUCGAACUAUCAACUCAAGCAACGUCAGCAACAACAAGCAAUUUUAAAGUCCUGACAAUCGAAGAUUUACAAUUGGCUUUUUAUGUUAUUCUACUUGGUUCGCUAAUGGCUUUCAUUGCCCUACUAAUCGAAAGGAGGAAAAAGAAAUCGCGUCCACCGUGGAAAGCAGUGAUAAGGAAAUAA